AUGAUUGCUGGGACUCUUUAUGGAAAGAAAUACUCCCGCAUUCAGAUCUUGGCUGUCAUUCUCCUAACCAUUGGUGUUAUCACCGCGGCUUGGUCGGACGCACAAUCCAAGGACUCUUCAAAGACCGCUGAGAGAAGCGAUAGACCCGCUUUUGGAACAGGACUGAUCAUCCUCUUCGUGGCACAGGUUCUCUCCGCCAUCAUGGGCCUCUAUACCGAGGAGACAUAUAAAAAAUACGGGCCUCAGUGGAGAGAGAACUUGUUCUACUCGCACUUGCUAUCUCUGCCCCUUUUCCUCCCAUUUGCGCCGUCGCUGAUCCGUCAAUUCCGACGGUUAGCCAGCAGCCCGCCAUUGUCGUUACCUGCCUUGGCACAUCUUUCCGGUCUUGGCCUAGGCAAAAAUACUGAAGGGGAAACAGCUGGAUUCCACGUCCCGAGCCAGCUUGCCUACCUCGCAACGAAUGUUCUUACCCAGUACGCGUGUAUAAGGGGUGUCAAUCUUCUAGCGGCCGUGUCUUCGGCAUUGACCGUUACCAUCGUGUUGAAUAUUCGCAAAUUAGUCAGUCUGCUCUUGAGUAUAUGGCUGUUUGGUAACCGGCUAGCUGUGGGGACGCUGCUUGGGGCGAUCGUCGUGUUUGGUGCGGGUGGACUCUACUCAUUAGAUUCCAGAGCCAAGACCUCGAGAGUGCAUAAGGGCUCAGGUACGAAAUAG
Messenger RNA from Colletotrichum graminicola M1.001, 711 nucleotides. Its product is annotated as UAA transporter. Gene Ontology annotation, molecular function: UDP-N-acetylglucosamine transmembrane transporter activity. The coding region runs from base 1 to 711 and encodes 236 amino acids. NCBI's taxonomy places the organism in Eukaryota, Fungi, Ascomycota, Sordariomycetes, Glomerellales, Glomerellaceae. The transcript has 2 exons. The record is from RefSeq and is a predicted model, not a curated record. Gene Ontology annotation, biological process: transmembrane transport. Gene Ontology annotation, cellular component: Golgi membrane; endoplasmic reticulum membrane.